Messenger RNA from Arabidopsis lyrata subsp. lyrata, 4107 nucleotides. Its product is annotated as receptor-like protein 12. The record is from RefSeq and is a predicted model, not a curated record. Gene Ontology annotation, molecular function: protein binding. The transcript has a single exon. NCBI's taxonomy places the organism in Eukaryota, Viridiplantae, Streptophyta, Magnoliopsida, Brassicales, Brassicaceae. The coding region runs from base 971 to 3757 and encodes 928 amino acids.
CAAAUUUUAAAAUUGGUUAUCGGAGUUGUAUCUCCUCUACCUAGAUUUAAUUUCAAAGCUAGCUGGAAAGCUAGUAGAGAAUACGAUCUCGCGGAAAUGAAGCAAACAUCAACUUAUCGAGGCGAUUAUAUCAGGUUUAAUGGCCAUAUUGCUAUCUUGGUGGUUCCUUGGAUCCCAAGCAACAAUAUUAGAUCAACCGUACGUACGCAGCAGAUCCAGACUACAUUACAUUGCCAUGAAAUCUGAUUAUUCAGAUCUUCAAGAUUAUUGCCAAGGGUGGUUUAGGUCGAUCACAAGGCACUAUAUAUUAAUAUAGUUAUAUGUUUAAUAUUUAUCUCUUGUUGAUAAUCAUGGCUAAUAUAGUUAUAGGCUAAGCAUUGUCGGAACAGAAGCACAAUUCAAAUUAUUCUGUGAAAUGAGAGAACAUGUAGAGAAGAUUCGUUGAGAGAAAAAGAGGCAGUGAGAGAUAGAACGUAACGUAGUAGCGUCAAUAUUCGUUUUGUGAUAUCAGCCAACGCGCAGCGUCAAUAUUGAAUUUUCAACCUCGCCAAGUCUACAAGUUUUGUUUAGUUUUUGUCUUUAUAUUUUAAUCUUGGCUCAUAAUUUUAUAAUGUACUUAAUGGGAAGCAAAACAAAUUUUGGUCAAUAUUGACGUUUUUUUAGGUUUGAAUUGGCCAGAGGAUGACUUGGAAAGCAUUUCAUGGAUAAACACGGCACUUAGCUAGAUUAUAUUUUACUUGUCCUCACUAAACUCCAAUUUUCCUUAGCUCAUUGAGAAUGACCUUUUCUAAAAUUUUAAAUACAACUUUAUGUUUUCAUCAAAAGACUUGAAUUCAUCAAAGUUGAUGAAACUUUAUGUUUUCGUACGUUAUAUAUGUAGUAGGGAACCACUUCAUUAAAAAGACCCGAAACACUAAUUUACCAUCACUACUCGGAACACUUUUUCUUUUCACAAAUAUUUAGUGAAAAAAUGAGCUUCCUUUUUCGUUCCAUCUGUUUCCUUAUCCUCAUUCCAAGUUUCCUAAUCACGUUUGUUUCUGCUACGCAACACUUGUGUUAUCCCGACCAAAAAGAUGCUCUUCUUGAGUUCAAGACUGAGUUUGAGAUGGUUGAUUCAAAAUCAUGGGUGAACAAAAGUGAUUGUUGUUCUUGGGAUGGUAUCACAUGUGAUGCUAAGUCGGGAAAAGUGAUCGGGCUAGACCUUAGUUCCAUCUUCCUCUAUGGCCAGCUUAAAUCCAACAGUAGUCUUUUUAAACUGCAUCAUCUCCGUGAUCUAAACCUGGCUAACAACAAUUUCAACAAUUCGCCAAUACCAGCUGAGUUUGAUAAACUCAUAAGGCUAGAAAGACUUGACCUCUCUCGGUCUUCACUUUCAGGCCAAAUUCCAAUAAACCUUCUUUGGUUAACCAAGUUGGUGUCUCUUGAUCUUUCUUCUAGUGAUUUUUCCAUUGAUGACAAAUCUUCUUAUUCUUUAUCCAUUGAUGAAUCUUUUCUUCGUCUACUUGCUCGAAACUUGAGGAACCUUAGAGAACUGGAUUUGAGCUACGUAAAAUUUUCUUCAGAAAUCCCCCACGAGUUUUCAAACAUGCAGUCUCUAAGAUCUCUAAAUCUUAACGGCUGCAACCUGUUUGGAGAAUUUCCAAGCAGUGUUCUUUUGAUUCCCAACUUACAGUCUAUUGACUUGGGGAACAAUCCUAAUCUAAGAGGCAAUCUUCCCGUUUUUCGUGAAAAUAACUCUUUGCUAGAGUUGACCAUUUUCUACACAGCCUUUUCAGGUGCCAUACCUGAUUCCAUUAGCAAGCUCAAAAAUUUGACUUCUUUAACCCUUUCUGUUUCCAAGUUCUCUGGGAAGAUUCCGUUUUCACUUGGGAACCUUUCUCAUCUCUCCUAUCUCAGUCUUUCUUCUAAUAAUCUUGUUGGUGAAGUCCCAUCUUCAAUUGGCAAUCUAAACCAAUUGACAAAUUUUUAUGUUGAUGGUAACAAGCUUAGUGGAAACUUGCCAGCUACACUUAGCAAUUUGACCAAACUAAAUGCACUCUCUAUCUCUUCCAACCAGUUCACAGGUUCCCUUCCACCUAGUAUUAGCCAACUCUCCAAAUUAGAGUUCUUUUUUGCUGAUGAUAAUCCUUUUAUAGGAGCCAUUCUUUCAUCCCUACUCAAGAUUCCCUCAUUGACUAGGAUCUAUUUGAGUUAUAACCAACUCAACGACCUUGUUGGGAUUGAGAAUAUCUUUAUGUUACCUAAUUUAGAAACCUUUUAUAUUUACCAUUACAAUUACACCAAAGUCCGUCCAGUUGACUUAAAUGUCUUCUCGCCUCUUAAGCAGCUAGGCACAUUAUAUAUCUCAGGCAUCCCCUUUUCAACAACAAACAUCACUUCUAAUUCAGAUUUUCCAUCAAGUUUGGAAUAUUUGAGCUUGAGAGGCUGCAACAUCACUGAUUUCCCUGAUUUCAUAAGAAAGGGGAGAAAUCUACAGAUUCUAGACCUUUCCAACAACAAAAUCAAAGGUCAAGUACCAAACUGGUUGUGGAGAAUGCCAAAGUUGAAUAGUGUGGAUCUUUCUAACAACUCGCUCAGCGGUUUCCAUGGAUCCGUUAAUGCAUCUCACAAGAGUCAACUCACGAGUUUAGACCUAAGCUCAAAUAAUUUUCAAGGACCACUCUUCAUCCCAUCCAAGUCUCUCAAAUAUUUUUCUGGUUCUAAGAAUAACUUCACUGGAGAGAUACCUCGAUCAAUAUGUGGACUAAGCUCUCUAGAGAUCCUAGAUCUAUCAAACAACAACCUCCAUGGUUCAAUUCCUUGGUGUUUCGAAACUCUGAUGAUUUCUCUUUCAGAUCUAGAUCUCCGUAACAACAGCCUCAGCGGAAUUCUUCCCGAAAUAUUUAUUAACGCGACAAAGUUAAGUUCACUUGAUGUUAGCCACAACCAACUGGAGGGAAAGCUUCCUGCUUCUCUUACUGGUUGCUCUGCUCUGGAAGUUCUAAAUGUUGGAAGCAAUAUAAUCAACGACAUGUUUCCCUUCCAGUUGAAUUCUUUGCAGAAGCUUCAAGUUCUUGUCCUCCGCUCUAACAAGUUUCAUGGCACAUUACAUAACGUUGACGGGGUUUGGUUUGGAUUUCCUCAGUUGCAAAUCAUUGAUGUAUCACAUAAUGAAUUCUUCGGUACCUUGCCAUCUGACUACUUCAAAAACUGGGCUAUGAGAUCCUCCAAGAAAGAUGAUAAUAUAGAACCAGAGUACAUUCGGAAUCCUAAUUUAUAUGGCUCCUCACUUAGCUACUACACUUCACUUUUUUUGAUGAGUAAAGGAGUAUCAAUGGAGAUGGAACGUAUUCUUACGAUCUACACGGCCAUCGAUUUUUCAGCAAAUCAGCUACAUGGAAAGAUUCCUGAUUCUAUUGGUCUGCUGAAGGAGCUUCGAAUUCUAAACUUGUCAAGCAAUGCUUUCACAGGCCACAUCCCAUCUUCUUUAGCAAACCUGACGAAUCUCGAGUCACUCGACAUAUCCCAAAACAAUAUUUCUGGUGAGAUUCCUCCUGAGCUUGGGACCCUCUCUUCUCUGGCGUGGAUAAACGUUUCACAUAACCAGCUUGUAGGUUCCAUACCACAAGGCACACAAUUUCAGCGCAAAAAUGCUCCUCCUAUGAAGGAAACCCCGGACUUAAUGGUCCUUCCCUUGAGAAUGUUUGUGGACAUAUCAAAGCGCCAACACCACCACAACCCGAACCUCUGGAGACAGAAGAAGAAGAAGAAACAUUGAGUUGGAUAGCAGCAGGUUUAGGCUUUGCACCUGGAAUUGUAUUUGGACUAGCGAUGGGAUACAUAGUGGCAUCAUACAAGCAUCAAUGGUUCAUGAAGACUUUCGGCCGAAGCAAGCAACAGAACACGAGAACUCGUUAAGUCACUCAUCGACCAUUCUCCCUUCCUAAACGCAUUGUUGUUAUGUUCAUAAAUAAUUUGUUGUAUUUCAGGUGUAAUAAAAUAUCAUCUUUUGAACUAUCAGUAAGCCAAAGACUCACAAUAAAAAGUUAGUUUAUAGGUUUAAUACUUUAAUAUGUUUCCCACUUUCCACAUUGUUGGUGAAUAAUAUAAAUAUUAUUGUUGAGUGAA